AUGUGUGCUCCUAAGAUGAGACUCUAUUGUACCUGGCAUGUGGACAGAGCAUGGAAAACUAAUAUCAAGCGGAAAAUUUCAGAUCUGGAUAAAAGAAAUGAGGUGUAUCGGCUCAUUAAAUCAGUGUCAAUGCUGAGAAAUGUAAGUAUGUUUCAGGAAUCACUGCAAAAAGCACUGCAGAAGCUCAGUAGUGACCCUGACACAUCAGAAUUUGUUUCAUACUUCAAGACACACUAUGAGGGAAAUGUGGAGUGUUGGGCCUACUGUCACAGAAUGUAUGCCAGGCUCAAUACCAACAUGCAUGUGGAGAGUAUGCAUAGGACGUUAAAGGAAAUACAUGGUAAUGCAAGACAGAUAAAACGACUGGACAAAGGCAUAUCUACACUAAUGUCCCUAGUUACAGCCAAGAUGUUUGACUGGCUUAUAGCAAAUGUAAAAGGGAAGGUUACAAGCAAAGUUCAAGACAUUCGUAAUAAACACAAAACUAGUUUGUUAAUGGACAAGGACCUCAUCACUGAGGUAGAUGGUGGUUGGGAAGUGCCAUCCACAUCAUCUUCAGAGGUCUACAUUGUUAAAGAUAACAGAGUCAACUGUGAGUGCAAAUUAAAAUGUAGUGAUUGCAAUGUGUGCAUACAUAGGUUUUACUGUACAUGUAUGGAUUACAGUAUUAGAUUCAAUAUGUGUAAGCACAUUCACACUGUUUGCCGAGAUGACAGUGUCGGUGAAAAUCCCCUGCAAAGUCCAGAGGUACUGGGUACUGAUGUUGAUGCCACCAGCGAGAGAGCAGCAAUAUUAGCUGAAGUAAGCACAAAAUAUGUUUCAAAAACACCAAAAUCUUUGUUAGAAGGGAGACAGAAGCUUAUUUCAGAGAUUUCCAAUUUUGUCAGUGGAAUGACUGAGACUGAACUUCAGUUGGCCAAAAAAACUGUGUUAUCCUUAAAGGCAAAUGUAGGAGCUGUUCGAGCUCGAAACAGUAAUUUCAAACAAACAGAUAAGGGCCAUAAAAGAAAGCUAAUACCACAGAGGAGGCUGUUUUCUACCAAGAAGAAAACAGCACGUAAUAUUUCUCUGGCUGUUCCAAAUGCUGAAGAAAGAUGUGAAGUAGUAAAAUCACUUCUGAAUGAGGUACCUGUCAACUUUGUGUGA
Schistocerca piceifrons (Central American locust) is the source of this 1146-nucleotide messenger RNA. RefSeq lists its product as uncharacterized. Lineage: Eukaryota; Metazoa; Arthropoda; Insecta; Orthoptera; Acrididae. The transcript has 2 exons. Bases 1 to 1146 code for a protein of 381 amino acids. The record is from RefSeq and is a predicted model, not a curated record.